AUGGCUGCCCCGGCGGAUAAGCACAUUGGUGACCUCAAUGGCAAGUGGGUUAUGGUAUGCUCCCCUCUCCAAUACCAAAACCCCCGUUACAGACCCGAAGCUCACACCUCCCAGAACAAGGCCCAAUCCGACUCCGUCGACCCGGCCCUUCAGCUCCAGAGCGUCGGCUGGAUGACACGCAAGAUCAUCGGCCUCGCCACGUUGACGCUGCACGUGAAGCAAUUUGUUGCACCGCCCUCUCCGCCCGCCGACCCGGCCAAUCCUCCCGUCACCCACAUCGAGAUCGAGCAGACUGGUACUGGUGGCAUGAAGGGCACGACAGAGAAGCGGUGCCUGGACUAUACGUUCCGCGAUCACAGCGACUGGAUCUUUGGCCACGUCAAGGGCCAGAGCCGCUUCAUCAAGACGGAGGAGAUCGACGACGAGUUCCUCAAGAAAGGCUGGCUGGAGGGCGAGGAAGAGGCCAAGGGUCCGAAUGGCGAGACUCACAUCAUCUCGCACGUUGAGAGCUACGACAACGGGUGGACGGCGACCCAGAUUUGGGGGUUCAAGAAUAUCAAUGGCGAGAGGAAGUAUGUCCGGAAUGUGGUGGUCAAGAAGGGUGCUGAGAGGGUUGAGAUCCAGCUGGUGUAUGACUACCUCGGGAGCGACUGA
Messenger RNA from Thermochaetoides thermophila DSM 1495, 654 nucleotides. RefSeq lists its product as uncharacterized. The record is from RefSeq and is a predicted model, not a curated record. The transcript has a single exon. NCBI's taxonomy places the organism in Eukaryota, Fungi, Ascomycota, Sordariomycetes, Sordariales, Chaetomiaceae. Bases 1 to 654 code for a protein of 217 amino acids.